Molecule: messenger RNA, 1371 nt
Organism: Dromiciops gliroides (monito del monte)
Lineage: Eukaryota; Metazoa; Chordata; Mammalia; Microbiotheria; Microbiotheriidae
Gene: FAM124B
Product: family with sequence similarity 124 member B
Exons: 2
Coding region: 1-1371 (456 amino acids)
Cellular component (GO): nucleoplasm
Source: RefSeq, a predicted model, not a curated record
AUGGACGAGAGACAGGCACCUUUAGGCAUGACUGUCCACCUCCUGGCCAACUCUGGAUAUGCCCUGCCUUUGCAGCAAACUCUUGACCGCCUCUUGGAGUGGAUUUGCCCAGAAGUUCAUCUGUUUCUGGUGUCAGAGAGAGUGACUCCAGUGAAAUGCUAUGAAAAAUACCAUUCCAAGAGGUCUGGGUUCCCAGGGACUUCUGUCUUGCUCUUCUUGAAUGAAGACCAUGGGGAAGAGCGGCUCUUUCACAUCUAUGACUCAUUCCAGCAACCGCCAUGGCAGUCCCAUCCCACACAGAAUGCGGGGGGAAGGCUGUGCCCCUACACUCUUACCAAGCAGGAUUUCUACAGCUUAGAUCCUCACAUGCCUGUGUGGGGGGUGCGACAGGUGCAUUGUGGCAGCGAGAUCCUUCGGGUGACCUUAUAUUGCAGCUUUGAUAACUAUGAAGAUGCAGUCAGACUUUAUGAAAUGAUCUUACAAAAGGAAGCCACCACCCAGAAGGACAACUUCUCUUUCUUUGUAGUGUAUUCAAAGAAAAACUUUUCAAUCCAGCUGUCCUUGAAGCAACUUCCCCUGGGGAUGUCUGUGGAAGUCAGAGAAUCUUCGGUGCUACAGUUCAAGGUUCAAGAAAUUGGCCAGUUAGUGCCACUUCUGCCACAUCCCUGUGUUCCUAUCAGCAGCACCAGAUGGCAAACUCAGGACUAUGAUGGAAACAAAAUUCUCCUACAGGUCCAAACAAACACAGGACCAGGUGAAAACAAGGGUGAGCUUUCCUCUAAGCACAGCCCUACGGGAGCUGACACCCCUCUCCAAGACUCCAGCCAAGGCCUGAUCUCUGCUAAAAGGACCCCAGAACAGAGAAGUAGGAGAAACCUAACCCGGAGGUCAAAGCCCAUGUUCCCAGAGCCUCCUGAUCUGGCAGGGGGCACUUUGCCAUCCAGAAGCUCCGGGAGGACUCCCUGCACUAGCUCUUGUUCAUCCCACUCUAACAGCCCCUCCUCAAUCUCCCAGUGGGACAGGCCCUCUCCACAUCUGGAAUCAGCAGCUGGAAUCAAAACACACGGUCAAGGAAACAGUUUUCAGAAGCCUGAGGCGGAGACGAAUGUUGAUACAGGGUUCACAGUAAUCAAUUCAGAACAGAAGCAAUCUUCUCUGACAACAUUUCCAAGGGAUUUGCAAAGCAGCCUGCCUGCAUCGUGGAGGCCAAGUUCUCUGUUAGCUAUAUCUGGCUCAAGAAAUAAGCCAUCUGAGGAGACGACCCACCCCUUACCAUUUGCUGGCCAAAGGGACAGUGGUGCUGGGCAGACAACCUUGGCGUUUCACCUGCCACAAAUACCCCACGGAAACGACGAAGAAUUCUUUAUAUGA